Messenger RNA from Coregonus sp. 'balchen', 11876 nucleotides. The record is from the annotation of a GenBank genome assembly. NCBI's taxonomy places the organism in Eukaryota, Metazoa, Chordata, Actinopteri, Salmoniformes, Salmonidae.
UCUCUGGAUUUAAAUCCAGAUGGGCCUUCAUCACGACAGCAACAUAACCAACACCAGUCCAGGAGGGGCCGAGCCAGAGUGGACCACAACCGUAACUGGAGUGGUCCUAAUAAUUAUGGCCCGCAUCAAGGCCAUUUUCACCAUGGGGUCAAAUCAUCUCAUGUCCAUGACAUUUCAACUGCCCUAGUAAAUUUCCAUCCUCCCCACCACCAAGAGGAUGAACAGAGGGGUCGAGGAAGAGGGGGAGGAGGAAGAGGGGGUAACGGAAGUAGUGGGGGAGGUGGCCGGGGCUCAAGGGGCUGGAAUCCGAGGUGGAAUAGGCCUGGGGUUGAAAUUGGCACUGGGCCACCUGGCUUACCUGGGGGCCACCAUGGACUGGUUGGUGGUGGUGGAGGCUACAGGCCUGGAACAAUCCCCAUGGAGAGGGGACCACCCAUAGACGGGCCUAGCUGGCGUCGAGACCCUGGGGGCCGGGGGGGAGAGUUGGGGCCUGCCCACGAAGACCACCAGGACACCCGGCCUAAAAAGCCCCGGAGGUUCAGCCAGGAGCCACGGAGAGGAGAGAGGAGCUCUAAAGGACCUCCUCACUCUCUGGACAAGCAGGAGAACCAGGAAAACCACGCUACGGGAGGGGGAGGGGGAGGAGGAGGCUGGGAUCCGGUUGAGCCCAGAGAAGAAACCCGACCAUUAGAAAUGGGGACAAGAAACCGUAAAGGCAGUAGGACCGAGGACAGGAACCCCCACGUUGACCCUCGAAAGAAAUUCCCAGAGCCCAAACGACGCCAGGGGCCGAUCAAAGAAUAUCCCCAGGAGAGGAAGGAGCCUGAAAGGGGAGCCAGUGGCAGAGACACCCCCCCUGCCCAUCAUGACAAACUGGGCCCCAGCACUGAAGAGCCCAGCUGGAGGGGUCAGGGGAGAGGCCAGGGGAGAUGCACCCCCCUGCAGGACAGAGGCCAGAGGAGAACACCCAAGUACAACUACAUGCCUGGGCAGAAGAGGGGGGAAAACGUGCCCAACAAGAGCAAGGAGACACAGACAGGUGAGAGGGCAAAAACAUUUAGCAGAAAAAACAAUAACCAAAUGAAAACCCUAAACAUUUUUGAUUAGAUCGGUAAUUUGUGAAUGACUUUGUUCUGAGAGUAGUUAUCAUGUUCAUUGUAUGUUCCAAAUGGCACCCUUUUCCCUACAUAGUGCACUACUAUUAACCUAAGCCCUAUGGGCCAUGGUCAAAAGUAGUGCACUAUAUAGGGAAUAGGAUGCCAUUUGGGGUUGAAUCAUAAUUAUUAAGACCACUCCAGUUAUGGUUGUGGUCCACUCUGGCUCGGCCCCUCCUGGACUGGUGCUGGUUACGUUUCUGGAGUCUAGUGACUCUCUCCUUUAUCUCUGUCCAGGUUGCCUGAUCGAGCAGCUGUCCGAGGAGAAGUAUGAGUGCAUGGUGUGCUGUGAGGUGAUCAGGGUGAUGGCCCCUGUCUGGAGCUGCCUCAGCUGCUUCCAUGUCUUCCAUCUCAACUGCAUCAAGAAGUGGGCCCGCUCCCCAGCCUCACAGGCAGACGGUAGGCCUAACACAGACAAACAGGCAGACACGUGUGCGUGCAAUUAAGCACUGCCCAACAGUCACUCAUUCAGCUGUGCAUCUAUUCAUGAGUUUUAACACAAUAGUCCUCCAUAGAUAGCACAUUGCUGCUCCACCCAGAGAAAACAAGAGUGCAAAUUCUGCACGACAGAUGAGGCUACAAUAUCCACUGUAGCAUACGUGUGGCCCCAGUGACCUUACAGUGAGGGAAAAAAAGUAUUUGAUCCCCUGCUGAUUUUGUACGUUUGCCCACUGACAAAGAAAUUAUCAGUCUAUAAUUUUAAUGGUAGGUUUAUUUUAAGUGAGAGACAGAAUAACAACAAACAAAUCCAGAAAAACGCAUGUCAAAAAUGUUAUAAAUUGAUUUGCAUUUUAAUGAGGGAAAUAAGUAUUUGACCCCCUCUCAAUCAGAAAUAUUUCUGGCUCCCAGGUGUCUUUUAUACAGGUAACGAGCUGAGAUUAGGAGCACACUCUUAAAGGGAGUGCUCCUAAUCUCAGCUUGUUACCUGUAUAAAAGACACCUGUCCACAGAAGCAAUCAAUCAAUCAGAUUCCAAACUCUCCACCAUGGCCAAGACCCAAAGAGCUCUCCAAGGAUGUCAGGGACAAGAUUGUAGACCUACACAAGGCUGGAAUGGGCUACAAGACCAUCGCCAAGCAGCUUGGUGAGAAGGUGACAACAGUUGGUGCGAUUAUUCGAGGAAUCAGCCCAGAACUACACAGGAGGAUCUUGUCAAUGAUCUCAAGGCAGCUGGGACCAUAGUCACCAAGAAAACAAUUGCUAACACACUACGCCGUGAAGGACUGAAAUCCUGCAGCGUCUGCGGUCCCCCUGCUCAAGAAAGCACAUAUACAUGCCCGUCUGAAGUUUGCCAUUGAACAUCUGAAUGAUUCAGAGGAGAACUGGGUGAAAGUGUUGUGGUCAGAUGAGACCAAAAUGGAGCUUUUUUGCAUCAACUCAACUCGCCGUGUUUGGAGGAGGAGGAAUGCUGCCUAUGACCCCAAGAACACCAUCCCCACCGUCAAACAUGGAGGUGGAAACAUUAUGCUUUGGGGGGGGGGGGGGGUUUCCUGCUAAGGGGACAGGACAACUUCACCGCAUCAAAGGGACGAUGGACGGGGCCAUGUACCGUCAAAUCUUGGGUGAGAACCUCCUUCCCUCAGCCAGGGCAUUGAAAAUGGGUCGUGGAUGGGUAUUCCAGCAUGACAAUGACCCAAAACACACGGCCAAGGCAACAAAGGAGUGGCUCAAGAAGAAGCACAUUAAGGUCCUGGAGUGGCCUAGCCAGUCUCCAGACCUUAAUCCCAUUAGAAAAUCUGUGGAGGGAGCUGAAGGUUGGAGUUGCCAAACGUCAGCCUCGAAACCUUAAUGACUUGGAGAAGAUCUGCAAAGAGGAGUGGGACAAAAUCCCUCCUGAGAUGUGUGCAAACCUGGUGGCCAACUACAAGAAACGUCUGACCUCUGUGAUUGCCAACAAGGGUUUUGCCACCAAGUACUGAGUCAUGUUUUGCAGAGGGGUCAAAUACUUAUUUCCCUCAUUAAAAUGCAAAUCAAUUUAUAACAUUUUUGACAUGCGUUUUUCUGGAUUUUUUUGUUGUUAUUCUGUCUCUCACUGUUCAAAUAAACCUACCAUUAAAAUUAUAGACUGAUCAUCUCUUUGUCAGUGGGCAAACGUACAAAAUCAGCAGGGGAUCAAAUACUUUUUUCCCUCACUGUAUAUAAUCUUAAUUGUAGCUAAUGUGCGCUGAUGUUAAUUCUGUACUAACAAUGUAUUAUAGAUUACAACUUUCUUUAAGAUGUAGUGCACAUAUUGUGGCUAACCAUCAUUCUAAAAGAGACCUGUGAAGGAUGCGAUAUGCAAGCUUUGCUCUGAUUUGCAGAAACAAAUGAUGGGUGGAGGUGUCCAGCCUGUCAGAAUGUUGUCUUCCAACCCCCAAACACCUACAAGUGCUUCUGUGGUAAGUGAUUAGCUAAUAGCCAUUAUUCCCAGACAGUAGUGCAUCCCUAGUCUUCAAAAGACCCAGUCGUUCAGUCUUUUUGUUCUGUAUCAAUGGACGCAACCUAGUCAUUCGUUCUAAAUGUUCUGUUGCGAUACUGGCUGACAACGUUCUAAUCCCUUGCUUGCUAGCUAGCCAACUACAGCUAAUUUACAGUCACGUCAAACAGUACAGCCAGAAUAACAACAGUAGCUGCAUUUGUUUAAGCUGUUUUCUAGUGAUAUUUAUUUGGAUACAUCCAUAACAAUGAGCUAAUGAGGCUCGAUUUUGUCAGGCAUAGAGAAUGUGCCCAAACGAGCUAGCCAACAACACAGCUAACACUAUCACUUCAAACUGAAGCUGGAAAGACUGCAAGACUUUUACGAACAAACGCAAAUGCAGCUACUAAUUUGGGUCCCAAGGCAAAACCAGUUGAGAACCACUGCUCUAGAAUGCCCUUAAAGCCAAUCAGAAAUUAGUAUUCAACAAUGCCAUGGUAUAAAACGAAUAAAGUUUAAUAACAAAUAGAUUAUUGAUCUCAAUGACACUGACCUGGUAAAAUAAACAAGUAGUAGAAAUACAUUUCCUUGUCCCGAAUUCUUUCCCUACACUGUGUUUCAUUAUUCUGGUGUGAUUGACAGGCAAAGUGACCAACCCAGAGUUCCAGCGUAGCGAGAUCCCACACAGCUGUGGAGACAUGUGUGGGAAGAAGAGGAGCGGAGCGGACUGCAAGCACCCCUGUAACAUGUGAGCCACAACCCAACACAUACGUAACAAACCUCAACCCACCACCACAUAACAAUCUGUAGUUACAGCUACAACAUGAAGUGGUUGUGUGAUUGUCUCUGCAGCUUGUGUCACCCCGGGCCUUGUCCACAGUGUCCUGCCUUUGUUACCAAAGCCUGCAUCUGUGGAAGAACCAGGUACUGUAUAUCCUCUUGACCUAAUGGGUUGCGUCCCAAACGGCACCCUAUUCCCUAUAUGAUGCACUACUUUUGACCAGGGCCCAUAAGGAUCUGGUUAAAAGUAGUGCACUAUAUAGGGAAUAGGGUGCCGUUUGGGACUCAAACAAUGUCUGCAUUGUACUGCCUUACCCACUGUUUAUUUACAUACCUUAGGCUGCCAAAUGUUCGUAAUUUCUGUGUCACUACUUUGAGCCUCAGCCCCCCCCCCCCCUUCCCCCACUCACAGUAAAAUACAUCCAUACUUCUCUCUGCAGUCAGCCGAUGCGUUGUGGCCAGGCCACUGCCAUCCACUGUGACAAGCAGUGUGGCUUGAUCCGCAACUGUACCGAACACACCUGUACCCAGGUGUGCCACAGCGGACUCUGCCAGCCGUGCCCGCUACAGGUCCAGCAGGGUGAGAUACUACAGGAAGUUCCACAUCAUAUAGUAAAUAGCGAUGACUUUGUCCCCAUCUCCAUGUCUUAGCUAUGGUAAUGCAUUACACUUACACUGAUGCGGUCUCCUGUUUUUCUUAACCUUUGACUUGCUGACGUGCUGUUGCAGUGUGCUACUGUGGGGUUGUCUCUCGGGAGGUGCUGUGUGGGACGGAUAAAGACUGCUUUGACGGCUCAGGACACUUCUCCUGUCAGAAAGCAUGUGGCAAGUAAGUUCUAACCAGCAGAUAGAAAACAACUUAGUCGUUUGCUACUGUGAGAACAUGAUCUAUUCCCACCUGAAGAUCAGUCAGUAAUGUGUUAGCCAGAUUUGCGGCGCAUCCUUUUCCUUGCUCCAAUCAUGCCUUGUAUAUUAUUGCUAGGUUUUCUUGUUGGUUUUCUGUUUUGAAAAUAUUUUCUUGCUCCCAGGAUGUUGGACUGUGAGGCCCACCGAUGCCAGCAGGUGUGCCACCGUGGGCCGUGCCAGCCGUGCCCGCGCUCCCCCAGGCUGGUGAGGAGCUGCCCCUGUGGGCAGACGGCCCUGGCCAAGCUCCUAGAGCUGGGCUACCCCGAGCGCCGCAGCUGCUCUGACCCCAUCCCCUCCUGUGGCAAGACCUGCAGCAAGCCCCUGCCCUGUGGAUCCAAUGGUAAGACCGACAGUGUGUCCACAUGUAUAGUCUCUCUAUGGGAUUUAAAUGUGUUGACUUGUUCCCUCAUGUCAUUCCAGAGACCAUCCACAUCUGUGAGAAGCUGUGCCAUGAGGGCAGCUGUGGCCCCUGCUCACUCACCUCCACCAUCAAAUGCAGAUGUGGUUCUAAGAUCAAUGUUAGUCCCCAAUAAGAACUGCUGUAUGUCUAUGGCGUUUGUAUCUUCAAAUGUAAUGUUCUGUAUAGACUGCACACUGUUGCAAAUGGAGGUGUAAUUCUGUUCUACCAAAGAGCACCCCUGAAGAGUAACUCUCUUUGUUUUCAGGAUGUUCCCUGUGCAACCAUCCAGAAUGAAGGUGAGAUUUUGAUCAUUCUUUGAGGGGGUGUAGCCACUGUACUUGAUAAAAGUAGAUAUGUCUUGUACUCAAGUGCCUCAUCCAUUGUCAUAAUGUCCUCUUAUGUCAUCUCUUUCCUUCCUCCAAAUUCUAGAUGGACUGAUUUUUACCUGUGAGAAGCGCUGCCUCAAGAAGCGCUCCUGUGGCCGACACAAAUGUGGCGAGCUGUGCUGUGUGGUGAGUGACAGAAAAGUGUGUGGCACCCAGUUUGUAAAGAACACAGUCAGGAAGUAAAAGCUACAAGUCAUACACUAGUUAGCUGAAUUAAUUUGGAAGUAGUUAUUAGGAAUUAAUUGAUGGCACUGCAGAGGGCAUCCAGAUGUGCCUGCCUACUAACUGGUGUCACACUGACAUAUGUCCCCCCCCUCCCCCUAGGGCGCGGAACACACGUGCUCUCUGGUCUGUGGCUACAAGCUCAACUGUGGCCUCCACCGCUGCCAAGAGCUCUGUCACCGUGGGAACUGCCAACCCUGCUGGCAAACCAGUGAGUCCUAGUCAGAGUUCCCAGUGCUGCUCCCAGUGGCACUGCCAACACAGAUGUUCACAUGCCAGCAGAUGCACAGAUGCCAAAGUCAAUUGAGUCAUUUUACCCAGGCUUUGCGAUUCUCUGUGGUUCAAAUGACAAUGUUCCUCACCGUAUCUUACCUUGCUAAUAGUCUAGAGCACUUCCUAUUUCACAAGGUAGGAAGGCCAUUUACUAUACCAGUGGACUUAAUUUUCACUUAGUCUCCUAUUGAUAUCAACAUGUGUUAGUUAGUGUGAUACAGUACGCUGUGUCUUGAUAAUUGAGAUCACAUGGCCCCGUUAGCUAAGUAACACGCCAGACAGGUUGUCAUAGGCCACGUCCCUCUGAAUGCCUGCCUGUUUCCUGUGUGUAGGUUUUGAUGAGCUGGCGUGCCACUGUGGGGGGACUGUCCUGUUCCCCCCAAUCGCCUGUGGCACCAAGCCCCUAGAGUGUAAGAACCUGUGUACCAGGAGGCACACGUGUGACCACCAAGGUAAAGACUGGAGCUACCUCUAGAACCAAAUAAAUCACCGCAAUUCACCUGAGACUGCAAGUCAUGACAUCUAUUAUGAGCUGCAUACGAAAUGGCACCCUAUUCCCUAUAUAGUGCACUACUUUUGACCAGGGCCCAUAGGACACUAUAUAUAGGGAAUAGGGUGCCAUUUGGGAUGAAACCUUGGUGUCUCAUUAUAGUGCCUGAGAAUGUUUAUUCCUCAUCCUCUGUCUCAUACUGUCUGUCUAUGUCCUCAGUGUUCCAUAAUUGCCACAGUGAGGAGAAGUGCCCACCCUGUACUUACCUCACUCAGAAGUGGUGCAUGGGAAAGCAUGAGGUAACUUUGCCGAUAUUAGCCUAUUGGCUGCAUCGACCUAACCUUCAAACCUGUUUCCCUUUGAAAUUAUAGGCUGUCUCCUAAAUGGCACCCUAUGCCCUUUAUAGUGCACUCCUUUUGACCAGAGCCCUAUGGGCUGUAGUCAAAAGUAGUGCACUAUAUAGGGAAUAGGGUGCCAUUUGGGACAUAGCCAUAGUCAUGACACGACACUUCACUAAAGCCUUCUCCUCUUCACCUCGCCCCCCCGCAGCGAAGGAGCAACAUCCCAUGCCACCUGCAGGACAUCUCCUGUGGCCUGACCUGCAACAAGGUGCUGGUGUGUGACCUCCACCGCUGCCGCCGCAUCUGCCACCGUGGAGAAUGUCUGGCCGAGGGCGCCUGCCGCCAGCCCUGUGUGCUGCCCCGCGCCGACUGUGGCCACCCCUGUAACGCCCAUUGCCACAAGGGCACCAGCUGCCCGCGCAACACCUGCACUGCCAAGGUACAGAAAGCUAAAUGUUCAACCAGCUGACUAAAGGGAUUUUAUCCUGGGUAAAUAAAUCAAAAAUAUGUGGCCCCUGUGUUAUAGAGAGACUGCACUACAUUUAGGGUGACAUUCUGACAGUAAACAUAUGGAUAACUUCCCAAGAAAUGACUAACUCUUCAAAUACUCGGCACAUGGGUCAGACGUGGAGAUACAGGCAGCAGUGUUGGACUGCAAUAGAAGUCUUCUUGUGGCCAGGGUUUUAUUUCCGUUUCCACGUCUGUCCCACAGGUGGCGCUACAGUGUGACUGCGGCCGGAGAAAGGAAACGGUAGUGUGCACGGAGGCAGCCAGCGCCCAUCAGAGGUGUGCGUGCGUCCUUAUGUGCCUGUACAGUAGAAUCAAACAAUGGUUUAGAACUACCUUGAAUGCGUGCUCUAAACCAGAGUUUUCACUUAUUCCAUGUGCACUUUUCCAAACUUGACUGUGCAUGUGGUGCCAGGCAGUGGUUCCUUGGUAUAACAGUAUGUGUGUCCCCUGUGCUAUAGGUAUGCAGCCAUUGCCAUGGCCAGUAAGCUGUCUGACAUGCAGCUGGGUGACUCUGUAGACAUCGGUCUCAUCACUAAGAAGGAGAUGAAACAGACAAAGUAAGAUGGGACCAAACCUGACUCAAAGCUGAUAUGACAUACAAUACGUAGUUAUUUACCUUGUACAAAAUAUGUGUUCCAUUUCCAGCUCAUUUGAAUGUCUCUGUGUGUUCCGUCUCAGGUUGGAGUGUGACGAGGGGUGUGCUGCACUGGAAAGGAACAGGUCAGUUGUCGCACAGCUAUUGUCGCAUUUUGCGACCCUUUGACUUGGCUGUAAUUGUGAUUUGGUCAAACAGUAAAGUGCUUUAUCCUUAUGAUUCCUGUAAUGCAAGUGUCUGCCCAGCCCCUGUGCCUGUUUCGCUAGGGCCUGCUGCUGUGAUGAGUUAGCCACUCUCCCUCUUCCCUGUUGUGUGCUCCAGGAUUUUUUUUAAAUAAUCAAAUUGCAGGAAAAACACAGCUUUGGAAGCAACUACUGUUGAAACUGUCAAAUAGAGGAUGACCUCAGCUUUCUGUGGGUAUAAAUUAUUUUGUUCAACUUUUAAAAUUGAGCUCAAUAGCGACUAUUUUACAACCAAUCACAAGAUGUUUGAUAUAAGGAGCGUGCGAAAUGCGUAUCGGCCCUUGAGUGCAUAGGGUAGUAGGCUACAAUUACAACAACAAAAAUUGGACAUUACAUUUACUGAUAGAUUAAUACAUGACUACUAGCACUGGGUAUUAUAUUUAGUGUUGGUGAUCUAAUGUCUUAUGAGUUUUCACUUCCUUGUGGUGAAUUAGCCCCAAAUAAAUUAGCCUAUGGUAUUAGUUCACAUAAAGAUGUAGGCAAAUUAAUCUAUUGAACAACAAAAUUCUGAAAAUUCUGGAGUCCUAUUUUAAGAGUAAAAUAUAACAAUAUCCUAUUGUCAACCCACAAUUCAUGACAAUCACUUAUUUCUUGAAUAGCCCACUUGAUAGCACAUUGCUUUAGGCUGUCAAAUUGAUUUGUUUUCUUAAAUGUGCAGUCAACUUCAGAGCCUUUUCCUGUUCUAGUCUUCUUGUUCUAGUGGACCUUUGUGUCUGCCCAUGUUUUCUGACCUAAGUUGUGUGUAUGUGUCCCCACAGGCAAUUGGCUGAGGCCCUGCAGAUUGACCCAUCAGUGGACCCCUUCAACAUCCGCUCCUCCUCCUCCACAUAUAGUGACAGCCUCAGAGUAGAUGCCAGGUGGUUUACCAAUACAUAGAAAUGUAUUUUCACUGCAUGCCAAGCUCUGAGUCCACCACAAGGAGUUCUGACAAAGUUCUCAGAUAUUCUAGUCUUAGUGUGCAUGUUGAUAUGGGGCUUAUAUUUCCUCAUUUGAAGGCUAAUCGAUGGCACCGAUGUACUUCCAGCCACUACCGGUGCCCUUUGAGACACGUUUUCACAUUUUCAUUGACGGAUCAUCUUUACCACAACAUAACGUUAUUUAUCAUUUUUCCAACUUUAGAAAAGAUCUGAAGUUUGUCAGCGAGAUUGAAGAGGAGAUCAAGAAUCUGGUUGAGCUGGCCAGCAAGGUAAGGGACAAAUAGACAUGGGCUGUGUGCAAAAUGGCCUGUGUGCAAAAUGGCACCCUAUUCCCUAUAAUACUGCACUACUUUUGAACAGAGCCCUAUGGUCCCUGGUCAAAAGUAGUGCACUAAAUGGGGAAUAGGGUGCCAUUUUGCACAGAGAUGGGGUGAUUUUCACACAGAAUUAAAGCACAGGGACAAGAAUAAACACGCCUCUUUGGCAUGAAAUGUCACCCACCACUUAAACUGAGCACAGUGUGUAUUAUUUAAGAGCAGUUAGAUGUAAUGGUGUUAGAUUUAAAUACUUUAUACAGGGCCAGCAUUUCCCUAUACAUGACUGUGUUUCCCUAAAACACUACCAGCUUACCAGAGGACCUUCAGUUUGCAUAGUCUGAAUUGAACUUAAAGCUUCUGGUCCCCUUAGUUGAAGGAGUGCAGGAAAGGCUUGAAACAUUUGAAUGCCCUUGGGUAUUACGAUGGGUAUUGAUCAUGUUAAUGAAAAGUUAUAUUUGUCGUUGGUUAUCCCUUUGGUUCUGAACAUUGGAAAAUACUACUUUAGUCAGCAUAACGUCAAGUGAAUCGGCUCCGGUAGCUUGCAGUAUUUAUUAGGUCAAAAUGUAUUUAUUUAAACCUUAUAUCAAACAGUAACUCUGAACAAUCUUUCAUAGUGGAAACAAAGUCUUUUGAGUGACUGGUGUGUGUGUGUGGAACCCGUUUGCAGGGUAAACAGUCCAAGAGGAGCCACUGCUUCCCCCCCAUGAACAGAGAGCACAGGAAGAUAGUCCACGAGUUGGCUGAGGUCUACAACGUAGAGAGCGUGAGCUACGACAGCGAGCCCAAACGCAACGUGGUCAUCACCGCCAUCAGGUAACGCCUCCACGUGCGCGUUACAAUCUAUGACGAUGUUGUAGCUUUGAAAAGACUACGUAAUUACUGUCUGUGCAACCGUGUCAGCAGGGUAUAUUUUGUAUGAAGGGAUGUGUAUUGUGAACAAUUCAGACAAAGUGCUGUGCCUCUGCCAUUCUGAGGAUAUGCUGUAACUGUACUUUUUGCUGUGUGCAGGGGGAAGUCUGCCUGUCCUAACUCAACCCUGACGUCCCUGGUAGAGAGAGAUACAGGGGUCUCGAGGGCUCCUCCACCCAUUGCCCAUAUCAAACAACAUAGCAGCAAGUAGGCUUGCGUUUUGCACUCACAUUGAAAGACUCCUCACUCCACACACAGGCCUAAAUUGGACCUUAGUUUGUAGGCUUUCAAUGUCCCAAUGACUUGUAACUAGCCAGCUACAGCUAGUUAAUUGUGGUUCUUGUUUUUGUCAUCAGGACUGACGGUGUGAGCAGCUGGUCCAAGGCAGUCAAAGAAGAGCCGGUGAUCGACUACUUCGAUGUACAGGAUUAAUAAAGGCCCAAAACGAGCAAACCUCGUGAAGUAAUAAUACAAAAUAAAGAAUGUGUCUGCUGUUCGAAGAUGGUCUGAAAUCUGUAAUGCCAUCUCUCCUCCCUCAUUUGUUAUUUUCUCUUGAAGGCAAACAUCACUACAAUACUAUUUUUCGGUUUGUAACCAAAUAAUAAGUAAUGUUUAACUGCCAUAUGCAAAUACCAUGAGCAAAUCUCCAGACUUUGAAAAUAAUAAUGAAUUGCAUUUGAAUAGGUAGCAAUUUUCAGUAAUUCUCGAAGCGCGACUACGUUGUAUUCUACGAGGGGACAUGCCAUACCUUAUUUCAAUAAAGCUAAUUUUCAAUGGUGUUUUUGAUACUUUACUUACCAAUAUAAUGCAGAUAACCUUUAUUGACAUUGUUACACAUGCUAUAAAAUAGAACUACACAAGAUACUACUACAUAAUGAUAGUAACAUCAAAAAAAUUACUUGAUUAUAUUAUCUUUAAAGUGUUUGGGUUAUUUUGGGCAUGAUCAAUUGGGUUGCAUUUAACUGUAUCAACAUUAUGAUGCUCAGGUGAUGAAAGGGGCCGGAUCAAACAGCCCCUUAUAAACGCAACAUGUAAAGUGU